Sparassis crispa is the source of this 1689-nucleotide messenger RNA. RefSeq names its product Aspartic protease. Gene Ontology annotation, biological process: proteolysis. The record is from RefSeq and is a predicted model, not a curated record. Gene Ontology annotation, molecular function: aspartic-type endopeptidase activity. The transcript is spliced from 13 exons. The coding region runs from base 1 to 1689 and encodes 562 amino acids. NCBI's taxonomy places the organism in Eukaryota, Fungi, Basidiomycota, Agaricomycetes, Polyporales, Sparassidaceae.
AUGGUCCCGCUCUGCUUUGCGGUCUUUGUCUAUGUUCUGGCUUUCUUCAAUGUUUCCUUCGCGACGGUCCUCAGUGAACGGCGUUCAUUCGCCCGCGAGCUCCCUGUCCGUCAAUACCUGGAGAGCGUAGAAACUGGGAUGAAUGCCACGGGCGAGGCUGCCAUCGUGACCGUAUCCAUCUCUGAGGACAAGCAGUCCUUCUACACACUCGUUUCAGCGGGCAACAUGACCUUUCGUCUUGCCCUCGACACGGGUUCGUCCGAUCUCUGGGUGAUCUCUUCUGCGUGCUCCUCUUCCGCUUGCACAAGCGUUCCAAGAUAUCAGCUCGCAUACCAGAGCUCGACGUUUAUCCCCGUCAACAGCAAUUCAACUGCAUUCAAUGUCAGCUAUGAGGAUGGCUCGAUUGCUAGUGGUUUUAUUGCGCGAGAGACUCUACAUCUUUCGAACGUGACUGUUGCCAGUCAGGCAUUCGGCCUUGUGACUUCAUCGAACGUCUCUUUAACCGACGACAUCAGUGGUAUCCUUGGUCUAGGUUUUUCUCGCCUCUCUACUAUAUACAACACUGUAGCCAAUGCAACUCCCCUUUUCGGGUCUAUGGCACAACAGGGCCUUUUGGAUUAUCCUGUAUUCGGUCUAAGCCUCCCUCGCAAUAAAUCCGUUGGAAGCCUCACAUUUGGUGCCAUUGACGGAACUGUCGUCCAAAACAGAAGCUUGAUCGAAUGGGAAGAAGUUGUCCCGUUCGCUCCGUUUGCGAAUACGACAGAGAACACUACCAGCUACUUGCAGUGGGCGGUAGUCUUGUCAGGACUGUCGGUUAACGGCACAGAAUUAACUCCAUUGCCAACGUAUCCAAAUGCAACGUCGAACACUUCGAUUGCUCUCAUUGAUGUAGGUACACCAGGUAUUUAUGGUCCAUACCAAGAUGUUUCGCGGUUAUUUUCUCUCAUCGAUGGUAGCCGCCUCGUGGCUGAUGGGCAAUGGGUUAUUCCAUGUGAUGCUAAUGACACUAUGGCGUUCAAUUUCGGCGGGCAAAACUUCACGAUGCAACCCAUAGACUAUCUCAUAGGUGCAGUGUCGGGAGACCCAGGUCUCUGUCUGUCUUGGCCGAUGGCGCUUCCUCCGAGCGCUGAUGGAAUCGAUUGGCAAUUAGGCGGAGCCUUCCUCAAGACGGUGUAUUCAAUAUUCAGCUAUGGUAUUGAUACGAAGGAGCCGCCCUUAAUCGGGUUUUAUCCUCUGAACAAUGCUAGCUCUCCCGUGCAGUCUCCCGAAGUUGUUGAGUCAUACUUAUCAUCAGCUUCAGCAACGGUCGCCACCACCCUACCGAACUACGUGCUCGCGCUCCCUUCGUACACCACCCCACCCUACGCCUUCAACACGUCGUUCACUGCGCCCCCGGGACUCGUCGUGUCCUCCGGCCUGGCGGCGAGCACAUACUCCGCGGCCCUAGGUUCAGCAAGCCCGAACGCGACGGCGAUCCCGACCGUCACGCCUUCGCCCACACUCGUUACCCUCUUCAUCACCGGCACCGCCGGACAAGUCUCUACCUCCGUCUCCACCGCGUCUGUACCCUCCGUCACGCUCGGCGAGCCCCCCGGCUGGUCCAACGCGGCGAGCACCGUACGCAUCCCGACGGGUCUCGUGUUAUCGGGUUUCUGCGCUCUGCUAGUUUCCCUUUUGGCGCGCCCGUGA